AAACAUUUCGAAACGGAGGGAGUAUAUAACAACAGUAGUAAAGCGUGCUUAGCCAGGCUAGCUGGACGGCCAAAAAUAAUUUUGCCAAAAUAAUACUAUCACCUUGACUUUGCCUUGACUUACAUUACGAUUCAGAUCAUCGAUCACUCGUCCUCUUAUUCGCUACUAAUUUCCUUCGCACAUCCAGCAAUCAGAUAUCCUGAGAUAGACAGAGACAGCACAGAAGUAAAGAAGGCCCGUUGUCACUGUCAGCUAGUGCGAGCUGAGUAGUGGUAGAAGCAUGGCAGAAUCGCUGCUCCUCCCGGUGGUGCGCGGGGUGGUCGGCAAGGCGGCCGGCGCGCUCGUCCAGAGCGUCACUCGCAUGUGCGGCGUCGACGGCGAUCGCCACAAGCUGGAGCGCCAGCUUCUGGCCGUCCAGUGCAAGCUGUCCGACGCCGAGGCGAAGAGCGAGACCAGCCCCGCCGUGAAGAGGUGGAUGAAGGACCUCAAGGCCGUCGCGUACGAGGCCGACGACGUCCUCGACGACUUCCACUACGAGGCACUGCGCCGCGACGCCCAGAUCGGCGACUCCACCACCGACAAGGUACUCGGCUACUUCACGCCGCACAGCCCCCUCCUGUUCCGUGUUGCCAUGAGCAAGAAGCUGAACAGUGUCCUCAAGAAGAUCAACGAGCUGGUUGAAGAGAUGAACAAGUUUGGCCUAGUGGAGCGUGCAGAUCAGGCAACAGUACAUGUGAUCCAUCCUCAGACGCACUCCGGCCUCGAUAGCUUGAUGGAGAUCGUUGGCAGAGACGACGACAAGGAGAUGGUGGUGAAUUUGUUACUUGAGCAGCGAUCCAAGCGGAUGGUUGAGGUGCUAUCAAUCGUAGGGAUGGGGGGAUUGGGCAAGACCACACUUGCGAAGAUGGUGUACAACGACACAAGGGUUCAACAACGCUUUGAGUUGCCCAUGUGGCUCUGUGUCUCAGAUGAUUUCAAUGUUGUUUCUCUAGUCAGAUCCAUUAUUGAAUUGGCUACCAGGGGAAAUUGCACCUUGCCAGACAGAAUCGAACUAUUGCGCAGCCGUCUACAUGAGGUGGUAGGCCGCAAAAGGUAUCUACUUGUUCUUGAUGAUGUUUGGAAUGAGGAGGAACAUAAAUGGGAGGAGCUGAGGCCAUUGCUGCAUUCUGCUGGUGCUCCAGGAAGUGUAGUACUUGUCACAACUCGGAGCCAGCGGGUAGCAUCCAUAAUGGGCACAGUUCCUGCUCACACGCUAUCAUACCUAAACCAUGAUGAUUCAUGGGAAUUAUUCCGGAAGAAAGCAUUCAGUAAAGAAGAGGAGCAGCAGCCAGAGUUUGCAGAGAUUGGCAAUCGUAUUGUCAAGAAGUGCAAAGGGUUACCUCUUGCUCUGAAGACAAUGGGAGGCCUUAUGAGUUCCAAGAAGCGAAUCCAGGAAUGGGAAGCUAUUGCAGGAAGCAAGAGUUGGGAGGAUGUUGGGACUACAAAUGAGAUCCUAUCCAUACUAAAACUGAGCUAUAGGCACUUACCACUUGAAAUGAAGCAAUGUUUUGCCUUUUGCGCAAUCUUCCCAAAGGACUACCAGAUGGAGAGGGACAAGUUGGUCCAGCUCUGGAUAGCGAAUAAUUUCAUCCAAGAGGAGGGGAUGAUGGAUUUGGAAGAGAGAGGACAGUUUGUUUUCAAUGAGCUAGUGUGGAGGUCCUUCUUCCAAGAUGUAAAGGUAGAAAGUUUUCAUGUCGGGAUUAAACAGACUUACAAGUCAAUUACAUGCUACAUGCAUGAUCUAAUGCAUGAUCUAGCAAAAUCUGUCACAGAGGAAUGUGUUGAUGCGCAAGACCUGAACCAGCAAAAAGCCUCGAUGAAAGAUGUCCGCCAUCUGAUGUCAAGUGCCAAGUUGCAAGAGAACAGUGAAUUAUUUAAACAUGUGGGACCUCUUCACACAUUAUUGUCACCAUAUUGGUCAAAAUCAUCACCACUACCCAGAAAUAUCAAGAGAUUAAACUUGACGUCUUUACGAGCAUUGCAUAAUGAUAAAUUGAAUGUUUCUCCAAAGGCAUUAGCAAGUAUAACACACUUACGAUACCUUGAUCUUUCUCAUUCUAGUAAGCUAGAACAUUUACCUGAUUCAAUAUGUAUGUUAUACAGCUUGCAAGCUUUGAGGUUAAAUGGUUGCUUGAAACUUCAGCAUUUACCAGAGGGUAUGAGAUUUAUGAGCAAGCUCAGGCACCUUUAUCUUAUUGGUUGUCAUAGCUUGAAACGCAUGCCACCAAGAAUUGGUCAGCUAAAGAACCUCCGGACUCUUACCACAUUUGUUGUGGAUACCAAAGAUGGAUGUGGGCUUGAAGAACUGAAAGACUUGCAUCAUCUAGGUGGCCGACUAGAACUGUUUAAUCUGAAAGCUAUACAAAGUGGGUCAAAUGCAAGAGAAGCCAAUCUCCAUAUCCAAGAAAAUGUAACUGAGUUGUUGUUGCACUGGUGUCAUGAUAUAUUCGAGUACAGUGACCAUGACUUUGAUCUCGAUGUUGUUGACAACAAAAAGGAGAUCGUAGAGUUCUCUUUACCUCCUAGCAGACUUGAAACAUUGCAGGUAUGGGGCUCUGGUCAUAUUGAAAUGUCAUCAUGGAUGAAAAACCCCGCAAUUUUCCUAUGCCUAAAAGAACUCCACAUGUCUGAGUGCUGGAGAUGUAAGGAUCUACCACCGUUAUGGCAGUCUGUCUCUCUUGAGUCCCUGUCUUUAUCCCGUUUGGAUAAUUUGACCACAUUAUCUAGUGGCAUUGACAUGGCUGUUCCAGGAUGCAAUGGUUCCCUGGAAAUUUUUCCAAAGCUGAAGAAGAUGCAUUUACAUUACUUACCUAACUUGGAGAAAUGGAUGGACAAUGAAGUAACAUCGGUGAUGUUCCCUGAGCUCAAAGAAUUAAAAAUUUACAAUUGUCCAAAGCUAGUGAAUAUUCCAAAAGCUCCUAUCCUACGAGAGCUGGAUAUAUUCCAGUGCAGAAUUGCACUGAACUCACUCAGCCAUCUUGCAGCACUUUCCCAACUCAACUAUGUUGGUGACUGGAGUGUUUCUAAGGAUUUGCAGGUAAUACCAAUACGCUCCUGGCCAUCUCUUGUGACAUUAGCGCUAGCCUCUUUAGGGAACUCGCUUCUCCCAGAUGAGCAGCAGACGACCAUGCCCCCUCUGGAAUCAAUUCAGAAGCUGAGCAUUUGGUAUUCUAGUUGUUUCUUCUCACCUAAUUCGUCAAACUGGCCCUUUGGUUUCUGGGAUUGCUUUGCAUUUGUGGAAGAAUUGUCGAUAGUAUUAUGCGACGAUCUUGUCCAUUGGCCUGUGAAGGAGCUCUGUGGCUUGAAUUCCCUUCGUUGUGUAAGAUUUAGUUAUUGCAAGAAUCUGACCAGUUCAUCAUCAGAAGAAUCCUUAUUCCCGUCUGGUCUGGAAAAGUUGUACAUAGAAUUUUGCAAUAACUUAUUAGAGAUUCCCAAGCUCCCUGCUUCACUGGAGACACUACGCAUUAAUGAAUGCACUUCUUUGGUGUCUCUGCCACCAAAUCUUGCAAGACUUGCCAAGUUGAGAGAUCUCACAUUAUUUUCUUGCUCAAGUCUGAGAAAUUUGCCUGAUGUUAUGGAUGGCCUCACUGGUCUUCAGGAACUAUGUGUUCGGCAGUGCCCUGGGGUAGAGACACUGCCACAGAGUCUUCUUCAGCGACUGCCAAACCUCAGGAAGCUAAUGACACUAGGAAGCCACAAGUUAGAUAAGCGAUGCAGAAGAGGAGGGGAGUACUGGGAGUAUGUCUCUAAUAUUCCAUGUCUGAACAGAGACUUCAUAGAAGAAAGACCCUGUUAAGGGGUUUGCAAAGAAAUUCCUGCCUUGCUGCUCAACUCUCAACUAAGGUCUGCCUACAUGCACUGCCUCUUCUCUUUUUUUCCCCUUCUCCUCCUUGGAUUAUGUAAGAGUGAUUUUACAGUCAUUGAGGAGAUACCAUAUUUUUCUAGUGUAAAAUAUGGUACCUCUCAAGGACCGUGAAUUUACUCAUUAUGUAAAUGUAAUGUUUGUGUUCCUCUGAAUCUGAAUCUGUGAUAGGUGGAUAGCAGUGAACAACCCA
Messenger RNA from Oryza sativa Japonica Group (Japanese rice), 4094 nucleotides. Its product is annotated as putative disease resistance protein RGA1. The record is from RefSeq and is a predicted model, not a curated record. Gene Ontology annotation, biological process: defense response to other organism. NCBI's taxonomy places the organism in Eukaryota, Viridiplantae, Streptophyta, Magnoliopsida, Poales, Poaceae. Gene Ontology annotation, molecular function: ADP binding.